AUGGAUUCCUACGAUGGUUUCACGUCCCCCGGCAGAAGCCGCGAGGGUGACUCCUUUCCGGGACGUACCCCUGGGGACUCCUACAGACGUCGUUCUCCCGCAUCCCAGGAUCGUCGACGCCCCCGUCAGCGCUCCCGCUCUCCUGUGAUUGACCGCUAUGAGCCCUCUGAACGCCGUUCUCACCGCGAGGACUUCUACAAUGGCUCCCGUGAAAAUGCUGCCCGCGAGCGCGAAGAUCGCCGACGCCCUCCUUCCCCAAUGGCCGCAAACAUUGACCGUUAUGUUCCUGGACAAGAUGGCGGCAAGCGCCCCCUUCCGACGAACCCGAUGCCCAACCCUCUUAGCUUGGAUUUUCAAGUGGGAUUCAACUGGUUUGCUGAAUGGUGGAGAGCCGAGCAAAACGUGAACGAUGAACGAGAGCGUGUCCACAAUGGUGGACGUCGAGUUCGAGGAGAGCGCGAAGCACGCGAGGAUCGCGAGAAGGAACGUGCACAAAUCCAGGAGGCUUAUGAUGCAUACAAGGUUGAUCUGCAGGUCCGAUUGGCCAGGUUGUUUGUUCAGCAGCACCGCAACGAGGAAUGGUUCAAAGAGCGCUAUGUUCCUGAGAUACGUGAUGCCCUUCGUGCUCGCCUCUUCCCUCUCCGCCGGACUGCAUAUGAGCAAUGGGAGCAGGAUCUGGAGAACGAUGUUUUCCUAGACUUCACACUUGAGGGUCUUUACAAGAGUGACAGCGACGGCGCCGGGGGUGUGGCUGAGAAAGAGGAAGGCGAGACUACUGCUCCCACGGAGAACAUGGGCGUUCUGGAUCUGCUUCCAGUCCGUGGUGGAGAGCUUCGUGACGAAGCUCUCUCUCAGCCUGCCCUUCUUAUCAAGACACUUGCACCGAACGUUAGUCGUACUAAGAUCGAAGAGUUCUGCAAGGAGCACCUCGGGGAAGAGGAUGGAGGCUUUAAGGGUCUCAGCCUGAGCGAUCCAAACCCCUCCAAGAAAUUCCAUCGUAUGGGAUGGAUCAUGUUACACCCUUCUGCAAACACAACAGUUGUGGAGCGAGGAGAUGGACGUGAUGAGGAGCGCGAGGAUAUGGAUCAGGAUGUAGGCGCCAACGGAGCCACUGGCACAGUUGCCGAGAGAGCUCUCGAGGCCGUCAAUGACAAGACGAUUCACGAUGCUGUUCACGGCGACUUCGUCUGCCAUGUUGGUAUCCAUGUUCCCGCGGUGCAACCCCGCAAGAAAGCUCUGUGGGAUUUGUUCUCCGCACCCGAGCGAGUUGACCGUGACCUUGAAUUGGCCAAACGUUUGGUUUCCAAGUUGGACACUGAAAUGGGCAACGCAGAUGGGCUCAACAAGGUUGAAGAAUAUGUCGAGAACCUGCGUGGCAAGGGUGAGCUCCAGGCUCCUGCCACUGGACCAGUUAGCGUGAAGCACUCGGACCCAGAAGAGGUCGAAGAAGGCGAGGAGAAGGAACCCCCUGUGGAGGAAGAGGUUGACGACGAGGACUUGACAGCAAAGAAAAAGACCUUGGACUUGCUUGUCGAGUACCUCCGCCGCGUCUACAACUUCUGCUUCUUCUGUGUUUUCGAAAGUGAUUCGGUUCACGAGCUUGGCCGCAAGUGCCCUGGAGGACAUCUUCGUCGCCCACGUACUGGUCUUUCUAGCCAGGCUAGAGAAGUUGCCCGAGCAAGCGCUCUUGGCCUGCCAUUCCCUGUCAAGAAGAAGGAACCCAGCGAGGAAGGCGAAGACCCUUCUUCUCCGAUCCUGGAUAAGCGAUCUCAGCGACACGGUUCCAAGUCGGAACAACAGUUGCAACGUGCCUUCAACUGGGUCAAGACUUUUGAGGACAAGUUGUUGCAGAUCUUGGAACCCGAGAACGCUGAUCUGGCCAAGCUGGGUGGCAAACCCGUGGAAGAUGCUCUUGAGGAUGAACUUCUGAAGUACAUGAAGCAGGAGGAUGACUCGAAGUUCCGCUGCAAGGCACCUGAAUGCACCAAGCUUUUCAAAGCUCAAGAGUUCUGGCGCAAACACAUUGAGAAGCGUCACGCCGAAUGGUUCGAAGGCCUCAAGAACGAUCUCGCCCUUGUAAACUCUUACGUCCUUGACCCCUCACGCAUCGCCCCAUCUCGGUCGGAUGCCAACAGCAACGGUCACUUCCCCCUUCCAGGCCACAGCCAAGCCGGCACACCUCGUGGCUUCAGCCUUUCCGGCAUGCCAUUCAUGCCCAACAACAUGGCCAACUUCCCCGCAGGCGGAAUGCCCGUGAUGACUGGUUGGAACGGCAAUGCAAUGGGCCACGACGGUCACGGUCUGCAUCAGCCCGGCGUUAUGCGCCGUGGCCAAAACCGCCACAACCGCCCCGGUCCUUACGACCGUCGCCGAUUCAACGGCAACGGCAGAUUGAGCCCUCCUCGCGGCAUGCCCGGCAUGUACGGUGGUCGCCCGGCAGUUCCAGCUGGCCAUCCGGCCGCCAACAUGGUCCCACCGAACCCGUUCCCAGACUCCAUGGGCUCGAACGGCGGAACCAUGCCACCCCGUGAAGCCGUUCAAGGCCGCAGCUUGAAGAGCUACGAGGACCUUGAUGCCGUCGAUGCCUCCGGCAGCGGCGAGUUGAACUAUUAG
Molecule: messenger RNA, 2613 nt
Organism: Penicillium antarcticum
Lineage: Eukaryota; Fungi; Ascomycota; Eurotiomycetes; Eurotiales; Aspergillaceae
Product: putative arsenite resistance protein Ars2
Exons: 3
Coding region: 1-2613 (870 amino acids)
Biological process (GO): primary miRNA processing; mRNA processing
Cellular component (GO): nuclear body
Source: RefSeq, a predicted model, not a curated record